CACAAACCACUGGUGGCGCCCUUCCUCCAUAGGACCUCCACGGAGUCUGAGGUCUGCCAUUUACCGAAAAAAAAAAACAAAAAAAAAACUCGCAAUCAGGUGUGCGUAAACCUAACGCUACACUGUGUUUGCGCAGCUAAACAGGGACGGUGAAUAGCCAGUUCGUACGCGUUUUUCGGUGGGAAAAUGUCCUAGGGGAUGGGCCAGAUUCUCGGGAACUGCUGCCAUCCGUGUCGGGAUUCGGGAGGUGUCCGGUUGUUGGCACACACAAGCUACUAACAGCAACGUGAAACCCGAAGGGCACGUCACGUUCGCCAAACCCAAGGGACUGUAAUUUUUUUGUUCGUUUUUUUUUUUAAGGGACCGAAAUAGUCAUGCAGAGCCCCGAUGGGAGGACCUGAAAACGAUUCACACUGUGAGCCGCCACAGCCGACGACGUGUUGCAAUUAAGCAGAGAACCGAGCCGUCAGUUUCCAGCGGUUUCAGAACGGUCGUGUGAUUAAUAACACCUUCGACUGUACGCACCAGGAUUGCCUGACACCCGGGAGGUAACCGAGGAAGCUCCCGGUCUUUGAUGUCUCUGGGUCCAUUCAUCUUUCUGUUGUAAUGACGUCUGCACGGUUAUUUUAAUUCCAUCGGUGAGAGGUUUGAGUAUUCAUCCACCCAACCCUGAACCGGUGUCGGGGACGACGAGGCUGAGGCGGGUCGGCAGUCGGAAGGAUAUGGGAAAGAGAGCGGAACCGAUGCAGUGGGUCUUGGCAAGGCAUCGUCAAAACACAGGGCAGUGAUGCCUGGAAUGGUGAUGUUUCGGCGGCGCUGGUCAGUUGGCAGUGAUGACCUGGUGCUGCCCGCCCUCUUCCUUUUUUUAUUACACUGCAUAUGGUUGGUGGUUCUGUCUGUGGUUUUGUUCGGCCUUCCGUAUGGCUCAGCCCAGUCCUGUUCUGUAACACUGGUGGACCAUGGCCGAGGGUACCUGGGCAUCCUGGUCAGCUGCCUUAUAUGUGAAAGCGCCAUCAUGUGGUUGAGCAUGAGGGGGAGCAUUUUGUACACACAGCCCAGGGAAGCCGUGCAGUAUGUCCUUUAUAUACGGCUCGCUAUUCUCUUGGUUGAGCUUGUAUAUGCUGUUGUGGGCAUUGCCUGGCUUGUCCAGUAUUACCAGCCGUGCUCUGAUGUCACUGCCAAAAACUUGGCUUUGGGAAUUGUUGUAUGCAACUGGCUAGUGAUAUUCAGCGUUUGCAUUACCCUCAUGUGUACUUUUGAUCCUACGGGUCGGACUUUUGUCAAACUGAAAGCAACCCGUCGGCGUCAGCGCAACCUCACUACUUACACACUCAGACACAGGCUAGAGGAAGGCCAAGCCAGCAGCUGGAGCAGGAGACUAAAGUUCUUCAUGUGCUGCACAAGAGCCCAAGAUACACAAUCAGAUGCGUAUUCAGAGGUGGCCAGCCUUUUUGCAGAGUUCUUCAGAGACCUGGACAUUGUGCCUAGUGAUAUCAUUGCUGGUUUGGUACUGCUCCGCCAGAGACAGAGAUCCAAGAGAUCUGCUAUCCUGGACCAGGCCAACAAUGACAUUUUAGCCUUCUUAUCAGGAAUACCUGUCACUCGUAACACUAGAUAUCUGGACCUUAAGAACUCGGCUGAGAUGAACAUGUACAAGGAUGUGUGCUAUUAUAUGCUCUUUGCCCUGGCUGCUUAUGGUUGGCCAAUGUACCUGAUGAGGAAGCCUGCCUGUGGGCUGUGCCGCCUCGCCAGCUCCUGCCCCUGUACAUCUGUGUCUGGAUCUCGGCUGUCUCAGUCCGUGACAGUGGAGGAAGACAACUGUUGCGGCUGUAAUGUCUUGGCCAUACGCAGGCACUUCCUGGAUAAUGACCUUAAGCAGGUCCACAUUGUGUACACUUCGUGCCACGAUGCUGUUUACGAGACUCCAUUUUUUGUGGCAGUGGAUCACGCCAAAAAGAAGGUUGUCAUCAGUAUCAGAGGAACUCUUUCACCAAAGGAUGCCCUGACUGAUCUGACAGGGGACUCUGAGCGUUUGCCUGUGGAGGAGCAGCAAGGGACCUGGCUUGGCCACAAGGGAAUGGUCUACUCAGCAGAAUACAUUAAGAAGAAACUGGAACAGGAAAUGAUCUUGUCUCAAGCUUUUGGAAGAGACUUGAACAAGGGUACCAUGCACUAUGGGCUGGUGAUAGUCGGGCAUUCUCUCGGUGCAGGCACUGCUGCUAUUCUCUCCUUCCUGCUGAGACCUCAGUACCCUACACUUCACUGCUACUCUUACUCUCCACCUGGUGGCCUUCUCAGUGAGGAUGCCAUGGAGUACUCCAAAGAGUUUGUCACAUCAGUGGUAUUGGGAAAAGACCUGGUACCAAGGCUGGGCCUGUCGCAACUGGAGGGUUUCCGACGCCAUCUUCUGGAAGUCUUACAGAAAAGUAACAAGCCAAAGUGGAGGAUUAUUGCGGGAGGCACUAAAUGCAUCCCAAAAUCAGAGCUUCCACUAGAGGAUGAUGAUCCUCAGUCUCAGCCUGCAGCACCCCCCAGCAGUCGCCUGUGGCUACACCCCAGUGACCUCAGCAUUGCCUUGUCAGCCUCGACACCCCUCUACCCACCUGGCAGGAUCAUCCACGUGGUCCACAACCAUCCUCCAGAGACAUGCUGUGGCCAGGAAGAGCCAACCUAUUCAGCUUUGUGGGGGGACAACAAGGCCUUCAAUGAGGUCAUCAUAUCACCUGCCAUGCUUAAUGAGCACAUGCCCCACAUGGUGAUGGAGGGUCUCAACAAGGUGCUGGAGAACUACAACAAAGGGAAAACUGCUUUGCUGUCAGCAGCCAAGAUCAUGGUGAGCCCCACAGAAGUGGACUUGAACCCAGAGACCUUGUUCGUGGAUACAUCAACAACCUCUCAGCAGCCAACGCCUACAACCCACCACCGCAGGAACAGCAGUGUUCGACAAAAACCAUUGUUACGCUCGUGUGCCCAGUCUGAAAUAUCUCUGGAUGGUUUCUCUGAGUGCCCUCCUCCCCCAGUGCCUGUAGUGCUGCGUGGAGCAAGGGAACGUUUGGCAGUGGAGCUGCGGGACCGAAACGCACCGUUAGCUGUCAUGGAGAGUCUAUCAGAUGCAGAGUCCCUGUAUAGUUUGGAUUCCCGACGGUCCUCUGCUGCAUUAAGGGGUUCACCAAUGCUGGGUAGCCUCCCAUUCCCUUUGGAUGCCCCGAUCCCUGAGGAGAACCCAUCUCUGAGCUCCCGCACUGAGCUACUGUCCGCAGAUGUCCUCUGCCAAGCAACACCAGAGCACCUGGGUGAGGUUGGGCCCUUUUUUAACCCACUGGAAUCCAGAUCAACACCAGAUUAUCCCAUGAGGCUGUCUCCUGCCACACCUCGCUACAGUGGACUCCAUUCCCCAGCUCUUCUAAACCAGAGUGUCUUGGCUCAGUCUUACAAACAUGAGCCUAAUCCCAACUUGAAAAUGCUUCCUGAUGAGGAUCACCAACAGAUGCCUGGUGUCUACAGCCCAGGGAGCACACCUGUUGCUCCCCUCAGUCCACAAAUUGGUACUAGACCAAUGGAUAGAGAAAAGGAAGACUGGGAGCUGGAAACAAAAGAGAAACAGUUAAGUGAAGAGACCAGACCAGCAGGUUCUACUCCUCCUCCCCACCUAUCCAAUGGAAACCCCAGCCAGGCAGUGCUGGAGUUCGCCCAAUACUUAGACUCUCUAUUCAGACUGGAUGGCAGCAGCUCACCAACUUUGGACCUGUCUGAUGGGGAGUCUGAGUCAGGCCGGGGCUCCUUUGGGCAGGGUGAGUGUCUUGGAAAUGAACAGCAGUUGGAUGACAAACAACUUCUGGCCAGAGCAACAGUGGAGCCUAAUCUAGUUCCCAAGCCCCCACGCACUUUUGCUGGAUCUGCCGACCCCUCUUCGGGCAUAUCUUUGUCACCCUCCUUCCCCCUCUCUUCAUCUGAGGAACUCAACGACCUUUCUCCUAGCGAGGGUGCCCCGUCAGCCAUACACUCCCUACGAACAUCUUCCCCUUGCCACUGCCCUGAAGAGAACACACUAUCAUCUAUGGUGUAGAGUGUGUGCUGAAGGCUCCAAUGCCCUUUGCUCUGAUUGAAAGGUGCAGUCAAUUUCAGAUUUUAAAACAUAUCACAGUACAUGCAUGCAAUGGAAUGCAGUCACUCAUCAGAGAGCCAGUGACAGAAUUUGACCAACUCACAAACUAUUCCCAUUCUUCAGGUGUCCCCCGUGAACUCUGUUUAUAGCAUUUUCACACUAUUGCAAUGACUAAGAAAAAAAAAAAAAAGAUACCUCUCUCUGCAUGCCAGGGGGCUGUGCUGCUUUUGGGUGAAUAUAAAUAACUGUAGCUUCACAAUGCCAUUUCAAAAUGUUGUCUCACCCACAUGGGAAUGCGUCCACAUUGCAUCGAUUCCCUGACUUAACCAAAUCAAAGGGAUAAUAUUUAACUGAGCAGGGAUUCAAAAACUACACUGUAGAAGAGGUUAGCAUAGGCACAUCAUCUGGGUUGAUGUACUGUACGACUUCCUGCACCCUCAGCAGCUCCGGAAACUUGUCCAGCCUUUAUUUUGUUUUAUUUCUUUAAAUCAGGAAUGUGAAGAUGGACAUUUUGUUAAUAAAUAGAAGUGAUAAGAAUUCAAGAAAUGUUCCUCAGGUCUACAAAGAAUUGACUUUGAGAAAGAGAGUAAGUGUGUUACAUUGGUGAGAAUCCAUGUGUCUUAAACAUUUAGUGAUUGUGACAAAGUUAUUUCAGAUGCCUAUGGAUGUUUUUGAGUCUUUUGGUUACUCUUUAUAGUGCAUGAUGAUGUUUUUUUUUAAUUAUUUAUUUAUUCUUCAAGAGAAAUCAUGACUAAGCCACUUAGACUGACAUUUGGUUACUUGCACACAUCAUUGCUCAAUUUACCCCUGUUGCCAAAAAAAUAUUAAUACAUUGUCUUGCCAAAUGUAUUUAUGAGAUGUAAUUUUGUAUAUGUAUAUGAAUAUUGCUUUAUUUAAAAACAAGCUAAGUUCAUUAUCUCCUUCCCUAGCCAUCCUGUUGGUUCCCAUCAAGACUGUUACACUUCAACUCCAGAAGCGAUGUCAUCCUGACGUUGAAACACUGCCAUGACUUUCAUUUCCAAAACACAGCCUCUGCACACUGGGGUUAUACGAAUAACAAACUUGCUAAUAGUUGUCCUAGUCUCUUAAUAAAUACUGUACAUUUCUCCUUGGAGAGUUCUUAGAAACAGGUCAGUCUGCAUGCAUUUCAGAGUAGCAUGGCUGGAAUAAAACAUGUCUUGUCAUUUAAGCCACAGUAAAUAAGCUCUAAACGUGUCCAGAAAUUAUAGUAUGUAAACUCAAACUUUUGAGAGGCUCAAUAGUCACUGAGGUCACCAGACAGGACCAAAACUAUAUAUCCUACAUUUCUCUCGGGAUAUAAAUUCUCUUGUUCUGAAGGUGCUCUCAGUCAUUUUGGACAUUAAGGCGUUUGCUUCCCUUUAAUGCGGUUCAUCUCAAACAUCCUUGAGGUGGGACUGAAUUAAUAAAUGUGCUCAAACUUUACGUAUGUUGGUUCUAAAUGCUGUGUGCAGCGCACUAUCUUCCAUAUCACUCUGGGUGUAACCGGUGGCUCACAAUUUGAAUUAUUUAUUACACUUAAUGUUGUUAUCACUUUUAUUGCUAUAUUUGCUGAUGGUAUUAUCCUUAUUGCUCUUGCAACAGAUUGGUUUGAUGUCAGUGGUUUUUAUCUCAGUUUUUAAAGACAGUACGGGGAACUUUUUAGACCUUCCCAGAUGUAAGGAUUUACGUAUUUCAGUUUUUCUCUUUUUUUUUUUUUUCCCUGUCUGAGUGGAAAAAUAUUUGACAUUCUGCCAUGCCAUGGUAACAAUAUGCUUUUUAUUUUUGCAAAUAUGUCAUGGUGGUGAGACAUGCUGCAGAGUGACAGCUUUCUCACAGUGAGUGACCUUUUGGUGCAGCGCCACCAUCAAGCCUGGAGUCACCAUAGUGAUCUGCACAGUCUCUCCAAUUGGAAAAAAAGAUUUGCUGUGGUUACUCACAGCAGACCAGCCAGUUAGUUUACAGUCUGACACUACUCAAAUCAUGCUGCCAGUCCCAGUUGAUACACUAAAGUUGGGCCAGCAAUUUCCUACAUUCAGUAGCUUUGCUUGCAGCUGGUCAUGCACCAAACACUGCUGAAAGAAAGCACCAAUAUUUUCCACCAUGAUGUGUAUAGCACCAUCUUCUAUGUGUAAUUAUUUAUACAGAUGUCUAAAAAAAAAAAAAAA
Molecule: messenger RNA, 6270 nt
Organism: Archocentrus centrarchus (flier cichlid)
Lineage: Eukaryota; Metazoa; Chordata; Actinopteri; Cichliformes; Cichlidae
Gene: dagla
Product: diacylglycerol lipase, alpha
Exons: 21
Coding region: 788-4066 (1092 amino acids)
Biological process (GO): diacylglycerol catabolic process; retrograde trans-synaptic signaling by endocannabinoid; arachidonate metabolic process
Cellular component (GO): postsynaptic membrane; dendrite membrane; cytoplasm
Molecular function (GO): lipoprotein lipase activity
Source: RefSeq, a predicted model, not a curated record